UGACCAUGAGCAAAUGCAAUUUAUCGGAAAAUCACUGGAGAGAAUUCCACAGAGAAAAUUAAGAACCAAAAUUAAGCAGCAUGUACCAACCAAUUCCACCAGACAAGGCAAAGAAGAUAAAAUUCUUCAAAAGUGGUGACAGUAAUUUUGGUGGUUUACAGUUAGCUGUAUCAAAACGCAAGUAUCGGAGCUUUGAUGGCCUGCUGAGUGAUUUGACGACCAAAGUCCCGCUGCCGUACGGCGUACGGACUAUUCACACGCCUGGCGGUAUCCAUGGAGUACACUCGUUGGAAGAUUUUGAGGAUGGCAAAUCCUACGUUGUCUCAUCUAGCCGUAAAAAAAAACCAAUGGAUUUGGGACGUGUCCAUAAACCUAGGGCAUGGCAUAAUUCACGCCUCAUGUCACCUCAGGAAUCCAGUAUGAAGGGGAGUCCAACUAGCUCGCUCAGCCCUCGAAGCUCUCCAGACCGUGUGGAUGGCAGGAAAGACCUGAGUCCAUCUCGUUUGCCUCGGACUCCUAAGAAAAUCAUGGUGAUGCGGAAUGGGGAUGUACAUACAAAGCAUAUGAUGCUUAUGAACAGGAGGACUGCACAGUCAUUUGAAGAUGUUCUUGCUGAUAUUAGUGAGAUAUUUAGGACACCGGUGAAAAAGCUCUACUCUGCAGAAGGCAUGAAGAUUGAAAGUCUUUCUGGAAUGUUUAAUGGUCCAGAGUUGUUUGUUGCUGCCAAGGCCAAUGAAAAAUUCAAGUUGCAAAAUUACAUUGACAACUCACCAUUUAAAUAUGGCCGCCCUCGCAAUAAAUUACGCCGUAAAUCGGAAGAUUUUUCUGACCAGCCUCCAGCGAAGGUUAUUAAGAAAAGUCGUGGAAAGUGGAAAGUGUUGGUUUGUACAAAUGACAACCCAGCAGCAUCAACCGAUGCUGUUGUAUCCAUCACUGUUUAUGGUGAUAAAGGUAAAACAGAUGAUAUAGAAUUGGGAUCAGGUGAAAACAAGUUUGAGGCAGGUAGCAUCGAUGAAUUCAAUAUUCAAGUUGGUAACAUUGGCGACAUCUACAAGAUCAGAAUUAGUCAAGAUGACAGUACAGAAUUUGCUGGGUGGCUCUGUGAUGAGGUUCAUAUGGAAGAUGUACAAACAGGAGAAUUGAUGGUGUUUCCAUGUCGACGAUGGAUGUCAAGGGAAGAAGAAGACACUGCAAUCUGCCGAGAGCUACCAGUGAUGAAGGAUGGCCAACCUCUUUUUCCAGUUGUGGUAUAUGAAGUCAAUGUGGUUACUGGUAACUAUUGGAAUGCUGGUACUGAAGCUAACGUCUACCUUACAAUUAUUGGUGACCAUGGUGACACGGGACACAGACAGCUGUACAAGUCGCAUAACAAAAAGAAAUUUGAAAAGGGAAAGGUAAGAGAUAAUUAUUAAGAAUAAUAUGUUAUGAGACAACCAAUGUAUUGAGUAGAAAUAGGAUAAGAACUAAAGAACCAAUUUACUAGAAAACUUGACUACUUUAAGGAUGUGGGAAGCAGAUUGGCUCAGUGGAAACAGUUUAGUUUUUCGAACCUCGAGGUUGAGAAUUUUAUCUCUCGCUGUGUAUUUCGCUUGUGUCGCUGAGCAAGGCAUUUUACAUGCAUUGCUUCCCUCCACCAUCUCCUUGUCUCCACUUCAGGUUAUAAAUGGAUACCUGGUGGGGUUGCCUCCUCCUCUACUUGUUACAGCAGCAACGGUUAACC
Messenger RNA from Anneissia japonica, 1720 nucleotides. RefSeq names its product oxygen-regulated protein 1-like. Gene Ontology annotation, molecular function: protein binding. The transcript is spliced from 6 exons. NCBI's taxonomy places the organism in Eukaryota, Metazoa, Echinodermata, Crinoidea, Comatulida, Comatulidae. Gene Ontology annotation, biological process: intracellular signal transduction. The record is from RefSeq and is a predicted model, not a curated record. The coding region runs from base 81 to 1412 and encodes 443 amino acids.